AUGGAUGGUGCGAACGCAUCAUGCUGCCACGACACAUACGCACACGCACAGCCGCACAAUUUCACUGACGUGUUCUUGCUGCCGUUUGUCUCUUCUUCAGUUUCUGCCGCUGCUACGGGCCUCGCCUUGUCUCGCCGCUUUCAGCCUCCACAACUGCGCACCAUGCCUCCAGCGCACAUAUUCAUUGUCCGCCACAGCGAGCGGCUGGAUCUCAGGGACCGCGAGUUCGCCAAAUCCUACAGCCGCCCGCACGACUCGCCAAUCACUGAAGACGGCUUCGUCCUGGCGAGAAAACUGGGCGAGUACCUGGUCAGCCACUACCACAUCGAUCCCGUCGAUGUCGUCAUUCUCAGCUCCCCUCUUCUGCGGUGCGUGCAGACCUCUGAUGGAAUCGUGGCCGGCGUCCUCCGCGCGUCGGCGGCGAGCGCGAAGGUGAACACAAUCCCUGUGUACCUUGAGCCUGCCAUCAUGGAAGGCCCGUACUGGAUGCACUUAGACAUGCUCAAUAACCCGUCGGUCGUGGAGCCGAACGACGGUCACUUCCACUGUCCAGAACCCGUGUACAACGACGCAGCGUUCCACCGCGACAGCACCUCGCAGCACGUGCAGCUGCAUAAUCCGUUCCCCCUGCACCCCGCUCCGACCUUCACAGUAAAGGACAAGAAGCUUGUCGAUCCGAGCUUCCCAGGGCGGUGCAUACAAGCUUCAAAGAAGCUGCUGACCGUCCCAGAGCUGGAUGGUAAAACGGUGGUGCUCGUAGCGCAUGGCGAGACAACUCUGCGCGCACUGAAUGCGAUGAAGAACGUGGAGAUGGAGCCGGCGCGCAACAGCACGGCCUACACGGGGUUCGUGCACGUCACCUGCGAGGGCAGUGGUGCGGAAACGCGGGUGGCUGUGGAGUUCGAACCCUUCGCGACGCCGCACCUCUCUGCAGAGCCGAAAGAGACGUAG
This is a messenger RNA of Leishmania braziliensis MHOM/BR/75/M2904, 951 nucleotides long. RefSeq lists its product as hypothetical. The coding region runs from base 1 to 951 and encodes 316 amino acids. The record is from RefSeq and is a predicted model, not a curated record. The transcript has a single exon. Lineage: Eukaryota; Euglenozoa; Kinetoplastea; Trypanosomatida; Trypanosomatidae.